UCAGAACUAAUUUCCCUUUGCCUAUAGGCAGGCCGUCAAUGCCACCGGGCACCUCACAGACACACUGUGGUUGAUCCCUAUCACGUUCCUGACAAUCGGCUACGGGGACGUGGUACCCGGCACCAUAUGGGGCAAGAUUGUCUGCCUGUGCACCGGAGUCAUGGGAGUCUGUUGCACGGCCCUGCUUGUGGCCGUGGUGGCCCGGAAACUGGAGUUUAACAAGGCGGAGAAACAUGUACACAACUUUAUGAUGGACAUCCAUUAUGCCAAAGAGAUGAAGGAGUCGGCUGCACGGCUCCUGCAGGAAGCCUGGAUGUACUACAAGCACACUCGCAGGAAGGACUCUCGAGCUGCCCGAAGGCAUCAACGCAAGUUGCUGGCCGCCAUCUACACGUUCCGCCAGGUACGGCUGAAACACAGGAAGCUCCGGGAA
Molecule: messenger RNA, 433 nt
Organism: Cricetulus griseus (Chinese hamster)
Lineage: Eukaryota; Metazoa; Chordata; Mammalia; Rodentia; Cricetidae
Source: RefSeq, a predicted model, not a curated record